ACAUAAAAAUGUCAAAAAAACUAAUCUAAAAUAUUAUUGGCGUAGUUUCCCUUCAGUGAAUAUUAUUAACGAGUUUAACCUUAAUUGUUCUACAAUAACCAAAUAUUCAGCGAAACAACAAAAGAUAUGGAUAAAAGAAAGCUUUCAACUGCAGGGGACAGUCUGUAUCAAAUACUUCAAGUUCCCAAAACUGCAACCGCAGAUGAUGUAAAGAAAAGCUACAGAAAAAUGGCAUUAAAAUACCAUCCUGAUAAAAAUCCCAAUAAUCCAGAAGCUGCAGAUAAAUUCAAAGAGGUGAAUCGCGCUCAUACAAUAUUAAGCGACGCUACUAAAAGAAAUAUCUACGAUAAUUAUGGCUCCCUUGGAUUAUACAUUGCUGAACAAUUUGGCGAAGAGAACGUCAACGCCUAUUUUGUAGUAACUAGUACUUGGUGCAAAGCGUUAUUCUUUGUGUGUGGUAUCUUAACUGGAUGCUACUUCUGCUGUUGUUUGUGCUGUUGCUGUAAUUGUUGCUGCGGCAAAUGCAAGCCACGUCCACCGGAAGAAUCGGGUGACUAUCAUACAUUAGAACGCGACGACUCGGACGGUGUGCAAGCGGUGACCGUGCAACCGGGUGGUGAGGGUCGUCCAAAGGGAGAACAAGCGCCACCCAUUGCCAUGCCUAUGCCACCACCGCCUGGCGCUUCCGAAAACACAGGCCUCAACACAGGAAGCCGUUUUCCAAAAUACACAUGAAGUAUUCACAACUUGCUAGUCUAACAUAAUUUGUAAGAGCAAUAAGGAACUAUUUUUUACAACCAUUAACUUGCACAGAUGCUGGAUGUAAGCCUAAAUUAAGUUUUAUUAUUAUUCUUCGUUGUAUUAUUAUUAAUAUUUAUAUUUUUAAUUAUUAUUUGUGGCUUAUGUUUGUCACGUAAAAUAUAU
Molecule: messenger RNA, 924 nt
Organism: Achroia grisella
Lineage: Eukaryota; Metazoa; Arthropoda; Insecta; Lepidoptera; Pyralidae
Gene: Csp
Product: dnaJ homolog subfamily C member 5
Exons: 2
Coding region: 127-735 (202 amino acids)
Biological process (GO): regulation of neuromuscular synaptic transmission
Cellular component (GO): type Is terminal bouton
Source: RefSeq, a predicted model, not a curated record